Messenger RNA from Rattus norvegicus (Norway rat), 5232 nucleotides. It is a transcript of the gene Cdcp1, whose product is annotated as CUB domain containing protein 1. The transcript is spliced from 9 exons. Bases 122 to 2623 code for a protein of 833 amino acids. Lineage: Eukaryota; Metazoa; Chordata; Mammalia; Rodentia; Muridae. The record is from RefSeq and is marked provisional.
CGCAGGUGAGCGGCGGGGCAGGGCGGGGCGCAGCUUCGUUUCGGUGCCCGGGCGCCGCUGAGGCCACUCGCAGACACAGGCCACAAUCGUGCCCUAGGGAGACUGCGGUGACCCCCGAGUCAUGGCCCGCUCGGCCUGCGGGUUCUCAGUCGCUCUGCUGGGGACCCUGCUGCUGGGCACCGCGUGCCUGCUGCGCGGGACAGAAGCAUCUGAGAUUGCUCUGCCCCGUGGAAGUGACAUUACAGUGCACAUCAAGCUGGUGAGCCCAGCCCUUCCAGUGAAAUUCUGCUACAUCGUCGUGUCUAGACAGCAUGUGACUGAGUUGACUAUCAGACCUGGAGAAAGAAAGUCUUUUACCUUUAGCUGCAACAAUCCAGAGAAGCACUAUGUCUUGAAGAUUGAGAAGAAUAUUGACUGCAUGUCAGGCCCGUGUCCUUUUGGAGAGGUUCGUCUUCAGCCAUCCAAAUCAGAACUGCCCAUCCUCAACAGAACCUACAUCUGGGACGUCAGAGCUCAUAAGAGCAUUGGCCUGGAGCUGCAAUUUGCAACCCCUCGACUGAGGCAGAUUGGGCCAGGAGAGAGCUGUGCAGAUGGGGUAACCCACUCCAUCAGUGGCCACAUAGAUGCCACCGAGGUCAGGAUUGGGACCUUCUGCAGUAACGGCACCGUGUCCCGGAUCAAGAUGCAAGAGGGUGUCAAGAUGGCCUUACACCUGCCCUGGUUCCACCCCAGGAACAUCUCAGGCUUCAGUAUUGCAAAUCGAUCGUCUAUCAAACGCCUGUGCAUCAUUGAGUCAGUAUUUGAGGGUGAAGGCUCAGCAACCCUGAUGUCAGCCAACUACCCAGGAGGCUUCCCUGAAGAUGAGCUUAUGACCUGGCAGUUUGUUGUCCCUGCACACCUAAGGGCCAGCGUCUCCUUCCUUAACUUCAACGUCUCCAACUGUGAGAGGAAGGAAGAGCGUGUUGAGUACUAUAUCCCAGGAUCCACCACCAACCCGGAGGUGUUCAGGCUGGAGGACCAGCAGCCAGGAAAUAUGGCUGGGAACUUCAACCUCUCCCUGCAAGGCUGUGACCAGGAUGCCCAGAGCCCAGGAAUCCUUCGACUCCAGUUUCAGGUCCUGGUCCAACGUCCACAGAAUGAAAGCAAUAUAACCUACAUGGUGGACCUGAGUCAAGAGCGAACCAUGUCGCUCACCAUCGAGCCGCGGCCAGUCAAACAUGGCCGAAGGUUUGUUCCUGGGUGUUUCGUGUGUCUAGACUCUCGGACUUGUAGUACCAAUGUCACCCUGACGGCUGGCUCCAAACACAAGAUUUCCUUCCUGUGUGAUGACUUGGCUCGCCUGUGGAUGAAUGUGGAGAAAACCCUAAGCUGUCUGGACCACCGCUACUACUACGGGAAGUCCUUCAACCUGCAGGUGCCUAAGGACAUCCUCCAGCUGCCUGUGCAGCUGCAUGACUUCUCCUGGAAGCUACUGGUGCCCAAGGACAGGCUCGGCCUUAUGCUGGUGCCAGGCCAGAAGCUACAGCAGCAUACACGAGAGAGGCCUUGUAACACCAGCUUUGGUUACCAGGUGGCCAGCACCACCCCUGGCCAGGACCUGUACUUUGGUUCCUUCUGCCCAGGAGGCUCCAUCGAGAAGAUCCAGGUGAAGCAAAAUAGCUCGGUGACACUGCGAACCUAUGCCCCCGGCUUUCAACAAGAAGUCUCCAAGCAAGUCCUGACAGUGUCUUUAAUACCAUACUUCAAAGAGGAAGGCAUCUUCACCGUGACCCCAGACUCAAAAAACAAGGUCUACCUGAGAUCACCCAACUGGGACCGUGGCCUGCCUGCCCUCUCCUCAGUGUCUUGGAACAUCAGCGUGCCAAGCAACCAAGUGGCUUGUCUGACCUUCUUCAGAGAGCGUUCUGGCUUGGCCUGUCAGUCAGGGCGAGCAUUCAUGAUCAUCCAGGAGCAGCAGACCCGGGCAGAGGAGAUCUUCAGCCUGGAGGAGGAAGUGCUGCCUAAGCCAAGUUUCCACCAUCACAGUUUCUGGGUUAACAUCUCCAAUUGCAGCCCCAUGAAUGGCAAGCAGUUAGAUUUGCUCUUCUGGGUGACUCUUACCCCAAGGACUGUGGAUUUGACUGUCAUCAUUGGUGCAGCAGGAGGCGGAGCUCUGCUGCUGUUUGCCCUGGGGCUCAUCAUCUGCCUUGUGAAAAAGAAGAAGAAGGUGGACAAGGGUCCUGCUGUGGGUAUCUAUAAUGGCAAUGCCAAUACCCAAAUGCCCCAGACUCAAAAGUUUCAGAAAAGGCGAAAGGACAAUGACUCCCAUGUGUAUGCUGUCAUCGAAGACACCAUGGUGUAUGGGCACCUGCUGCAGGACUCGGGUGGAUCCUUCAUCCAAGCAGAGGUGGACACCUAUCGGCCCUUCCAGGGCCCCAUGGGAGACUGCCCCCCCACGCCACCCCCUAUAUUCUCCAGGACCCCAACUGCAAAGUUCACUGCAGACAAGCUGGCUCCUAGUAGCCCUCCUGAGUCUGAGAGUGAACCCUACACUUUCUCGCACCCCAACAAGGGGGAAGUAGGUGUCAGGGAUACUGGCAUCCCCUUACUUAACAUCCAAGGACCAAUGGAGACUGAAGAGUAAUUCAGCCCCUUUCCAAAGACUUUGCUGAGACAAUAGCACCAGGCAUUGAGAAAUGAAGAACUGUCCCAUCCAGAAGUCAGAGGGAAGUGCGAUCAGCUAGAAGGAAUUUUGCAAGGUGCCAUCAACUCCUGGUUUUCUGGUGGACUGCUUCCAGUGAUGAGCAAAUCAUGGCUUCUGAUGGGGACACCGUCCUAAAGCUCAGGCCUUCCUGAACUCAGGUUGUGUUGGGGCUGGCCACAGGGACAGAAGAGAGACACGAUCCACCCAGACAGGACUACAGUGAGCCCUGAAUGCCUAGAUUCCCAAUGACAAGCAGACUGACUCCCAGGCUCUCCACUUGAGGUUUCCACUCUCACUGGAGUCCUAUGGAUGAAAAUGACAAUGUGCCUUAUUUUUUAUUAGUAGUAGUCAUAUUUGUUUGGCAGUCCUACUGUGUGCUUUUAAAAAGUUGGAUGUGGAGCUGGGGGUGUGGCUCAGUUGGUAGAGUGCUUACCUAACAUGCACAAAGUUCUGGCCUCCGUGCUCAGCACGGCAUAAAAGCAGGCAGAAUGGUACACACCUGUAAUCUCAGGCGGAUCAGAACUUCAAGUCAUCAUCAAGCAUGAACUGAGUUGGAGGCCCUCCUGGUCCGUAUAAGAUCCUCUUGAGAACACGCACAGCUUUUUUUGACCGCUGUAGUAAUAGCUUGUGCUAACUGGUCUGGACAGCCAUGCUUUGGUUUUUGCAAACCACUUGGUAAAUGUGCACCUGUCAGGGAGAUUGACAUCUACCCAGCCAGAAGAGUAUCUGCAUGUAUGUAUCUCUUAUGCACUAAGAGAUUUCCCAAUCCUCCCUGACUGCAUACAGCUGCCCCACUGCAGAAUUGAUCACAGAUCCCCUCGUUCCUUACUCCGAGAAAUAAGAGAAAUUUCCUUGAGCUGCCCUGUGUGGUGUGUGACUCUCCCAACUGCAGCAAUACUUUGACAUGUAAACAGAAAAUUUGAGAGUAACUUGAUCCUUUGAAAAUAUAUAAAUAUAGAUGGUGGUUGUACCUUUAAUCCCAGAACUCAGGAGACAGAGGCAGGCAUAUCUCGGUGAGUUUGAGGCCACCCUGGACUAUAUAGUGAGUCCUAGGACAGUCAGGGUUCUAGAAACCCAGUUACACAGAGAAACCCUUUCUUGACAAAACAAAACAAAACAAAAAACAAAAAGAAAAAUGAAAUACUGUAAUACACACACACACACACACACACACACACACACACACCAGUGACCGUCUGUAUCAAUUUCAUGGUAUUACUACAGCACGUCUUUGAUGGCUUAAAAACAGCAUCAAUACAGUUCUAGAGAAUUCCCAAACUAGCUUGCCUGAACUAAAAUCAGGGUGUCAGUAAAGCUGUGCUUCCAAGGCUCUCAGAAUCCCCUUGCCUUUCCCAGCAUCUAUAAGCAUCCAUGGCCGGGCGAGUCUCUCUCGGUAUGGCUGGUCACUAAUUGAACUACUUGACACUUUCACUUGCAGAUCCAAUGUAGUUCCCAUGUCAGCAGCCUUAACUUAAUCACCAGGGGGCAGUCCCUUUACUGUGUGUCAGGUACAACAUCCACUGGCUGGGAGGUGUGAGCAUCUCUAAAAGUAAGAGGAGGACACCUGCUUCUCCCACCCUCCUGCCACUGGUACUCGAAGGAGACCGUACAAAAUGACCCAGCAUAAAAAGUGUUUGGUUGAGCCUGUUGAUAUUUUUUUUAAGUUUUAAAUUUAUUUUUCCUAAAAUUCCAUCCCAAAGGACUUGUUCAUGCUGGAUGAAUAUCCUUGACCAGAGAUGCCCAGCUAAAGUCACUCACAGGUGACUCUGCCCCUCAAAUAGGACAUCCAGGAUAAAUUAGUCCCCAUCUUGCCUGGUUGCCUUUACUCUGAGGCUAUGUGCUUGUGGCUUAGGUUGACACUGAAUUGUACAAAAAGCAAAGGAGGAGUUUCCAUCACUUACAGAGUGAGGAGACAGCAAAAGUUCCUCUUGCUAUGAUGUAGAGGGGAAACCACAGUAGUGUAGACUACACACAGAGUUCAGGACUCUGGCAAGCCUUCUCCAAGAAGUAAGUCUGAUUCACGAUGCUCAGGGAAUUGACCUUAGAAAGGCUACAUCUUGCUCUUGCAGCCUCUGAGACAGAGCUCCUGGCCCUUUUGAGCUCUCUCCAACAAGGAGAGGGUUCACUUUCGUCUAACUCCUUUCCAGGAGAGAAGGUUGUCUCUUACCCAGCUACCCAAGGUGCUGAUAACCCUCCAUGAAGGGCCAGGGACAACUGUGGCUCCUUCCAUCACCUGGAAUCACCAUGCUGAGCCUCUCCAAUGCCUUCUCCCUUCAAGCACCCCUUGAGGAGACAGUCAGUCUCACAUGUUGGUUCUUACUGUGUGUCAGCUCAGUACCCUUCUACCUUGGCUCUGCUGAGGGCAUGUGGCUGUGUAUGGAAGGAAAAGGUUAACUCUUCCAUGGGGACAAGCCAAAGUCCAUCAGCUGUAACCGCAGUACAGGUUGGAGGACCAGUCUGUGGAUCUGCAAAGCGCAUAUGAAAAUUAUUUAUUUAAUGACAGAUAACAUCUUAUCCAUUUACUUUUAUAAAUAAACAGAUUUAUAAAU